Molecule: messenger RNA, 1768 nt
Organism: Solanum stenotomum
Lineage: Eukaryota; Viridiplantae; Streptophyta; Magnoliopsida; Solanales; Solanaceae
Product: sodium/calcium exchanger NCL-like
Exons: 8
Coding region: 35-1768 (577 amino acids)
Biological process (GO): calcium ion transmembrane transport; intracellular calcium ion homeostasis
Cellular component (GO): membrane
Molecular function (GO): calcium:proton antiporter activity; calcium ion binding
Source: RefSeq, a predicted model, not a curated record
AAUCAUUCAAUACUAUACACUUCAUUCUUCAAUAAUGCAAAGCCUUUCCAUAUGGAUAAUAAUAUUUAUUUUUGUUGUUACUAAGGUUCAAAGCAGGAUUUUAAGAUUAAAUUCUUCAGAUCAAUUUAUCUCGAAUGGAGUUAAUCGAGUCGAAAAUCAAGCUACGUAUGGCCAAUGUGACCAUAUAUAUGGUUUUUUUCCGUGUGCUGAUAGCGUUGGAGGUUUCAUUUUCCUAAUUGCGAUAUAUCAGUACUUGUUGAUCGUAGGAGAAAAGCUCGUCUCGAAUGGAAGUAAGACUCUCUUCAACAUACUUGGUACGGGCAUCUUUGGGGCUACUCUGUUUCAAAUCUUGAAGGCUUUCCCAAGGAUUAUCUUGGUUAUUGCAUCAGGAGUUUUUUCUAGUAAAGAUAAAGCUCAAAAUCAGGUGUCUACUGGAGUAAGCACUAAUGUUGGAGCCACAGUCUUUAAUCUUACUAUUAUGUGGGGAAUAUGUGUCAUAUUUGGCUCAAAAGAGAAGCAUCAAAAAUCAACUAUGCAACCUGCAGAAUCCUACUCACUUUUCAACUCUUUGCAGGUUUUAAGCAAUAAUGGUGUUACAAUUGACAAAAAGACUAAUUACACAGCAGGAAUUAUGCUUCUCUCCUUGAUCCCAUUUGCUCUUGUGCAACUUGUUAAUGCUUUCAACACAUAUUUUGGAAGGCGUAUUGUGAUUUUCACCACACUUGUAAUUUCAGUCUCAUUUUUAUUGACUUACUUCAUUUAUCAGCUUUUGGAUCCAUGGAUUCAAGAAAGAAGUUUAGAAUAUUCGAAAUAUGAGAAUCUCCUAGCUGCUUUUCUUCAGCAUAUGCAAAGGCAUGCAAGUGGGAUGCUCAUUGAUAAACAAGGACGACCUGAUAUUCAGGUCAUCCAAAGGUUAUUUUCUGAGACAGAUAGGGAUGCAAACAAAAGCAUAACACUUGUUGAAUUGGAGAAUUUGGUAAACAAUAUGCAAUCUGGGAAAAUUAAGGUUGAUAAAAAUUAUGCUAUUUCGAAAAUAUUGACGGCUUUUGACCUUAACAAUGAUACGAGAAUCGAUGAGGACGAGUUUGUUGAAGGAUGCAAAAGAUGGAUAGAAGAAGCUAAGAUGUUAGUUAGAAGUGAUGAUUCUACUACUAGAAGAAUUUUGCAUGAGGUUGUUCAACAUUAUACUAAGAAGCAAAGGGAUGAAAUAGCUGAAAUUGAGCAAUUAAUGGCAAAAAUCUUGAAGCAUGUUGAAAGCCAAGCAUUAGAAGCUGAACACAUUCUCAAUGAUGACGGAAGUCCCAAUGUUGAACGUAUAAAAGAAAUCUUCCAUCAGUAUGAUAGUGAUGGGAACAAUUUUAUAACACAGCCUGAACUGGAAAAAUUAGUACUUUCAGUGAAAUAUGGUGAUGUGCAACUAAAUAGCGAUGAUUCGGUCAGGAAGGUGAUGAAUGAUUUUGAUACAAAUCGUAAUAACAUGAUCGAUGAACACGAGUUUGUUGAUGGGAUGACAAGAUGUGACAAGGAGCUUAUUGAUGCAUUGGAGGGGGGUGGGGGAGGGGGGCGUUCUAAUGUUGAAAGGUUGGUUUCUCUUACACCUAUUAACACUAACAAACAACUACAAGUUGAUGGUAGUAGUACUUUCUCCCCAAAUCAGUUUGCUAACCUACAAGAUGAGGAAAGUGAUGAAGAGGAUUGGUUGGUUCAAUGUUUUGAGAAUGUAGCUAGGGAUGCAGAUAUUUCUCCUAGGCAACAACGCAAUAUAUAA